AUGCGGGAUGACAGGAGCACCAUCACAGAAGAAGAAGUUCAGAGGAUGAAGGAGCAAUUCAUGUCUGUCUAUGAUGUCACCACAGAUGGACGCUUGCAAAUCCAGGAGCUUGCAAAUAUGAUGUUGCCGGAUGAUGAGAAUUUCCUACUGCUUUUCCGACGGGAGACUCCCUUGGACAACAGCGUGGAAUUCAUGCGGAUCUGGCGCAGUUACGAUGCUGACAGCAGUGGAUUUAUUUCAGCUGGUGAACUCAAAGAUUUCUUGCGAGAUCUCUUUUUGCAGCAUAACAAGAUGGUUGCUGAGGUGAAGCUGGAAGAAUAUACUGAUACUAUGAUGAAAAUCUUUGACAAAAACAAAGAUGGACGACUGGACCUGAAUGACCUGGCAAGGAUUCUGGCGCUCCAGGAAAAUUUCCUUCUACAAUUCAAGAUGGAUGCUUCCAGCACAGAAGAAAGGAGGAGAGAUUUUGAGAAGAUCUUUGCACACUACGAUGUUAGUAAAACAGGAGCGCUUGAAGGCCCAGAAGUGGAUGGAUUUGUCAAAGACAUGAUGGAACUGGUCAAGCCCAGCAUUAGUGGGGUAGACCUGGACAAGUUCCGCCAGAUCCUGCUCAACCACUGCGAUGUGAACAAGGAUGGGAAAAUUCAGAAAUCUGAACUAGCUUUGUGUCUUGGGCUGAAAAUUAACCCAUAGCUGGGUUGUGGUUGUGGUUGUGUUUCCCUUGAAAGAUUUCCCUGCUGCUCCCCAUAGAAGUGUGUUCUGUGCUGCUGUGGGAGUGGUGGGGAGCUGAGGCACCACGCUGCCAGGCUGGAGAGUGGGAUUUACAUGGCGGCCUCCUCACUCCACCCACUCCUUUGUGAUGUUCACUUGCUGCUGCCUCUUGUGGGUCUCCCUAGCAAUGUCUACUCAGAGGACAGGUUGCUGUUAUUCUCAUGAAAUGCUGCCCUGCCCAUUCUCCCAGGAUAGAAACAAGCAUCUGCUCAAAAACAUCCCCUCAGUGCUUUCAGAGUGCAGCUACUAGGUGUUUCUGAUGGUCACUUUGUAUGUGUGAAGUCAUUCCUUUGGUGAACAUUGUGCCUCAUGCAUUUAAAAUAUUGGAUGGAUGACAGUGUAUUUGUGCAGAAAUAAAAUGGUAAUUACAGAAA
Agelaius phoeniceus (red-winged blackbird) is the source of this 1145-nucleotide messenger RNA. Lineage: Eukaryota; Metazoa; Chordata; Aves; Passeriformes; Icteridae. The record is from RefSeq and is a predicted model, not a curated record.